GCCGCAGCUGGUCUUCUGCUCCGGAGGCGACGGACACAGCCUAGGGAGGUGGCGGGGGUGUUCAUCCUAGCGGGGUGGCCGCGCUGUGGCCAGGAGGCAACGCGAUAACGCCUGGGAAGCGGUCUCAGGCCUGUUCUUGCUUUUUUCCUCCGGACAGUAGCCCAGCACGCCCUAUUUCCUUCUGCACAGACCGCGACGCCCCUUCCCGCACCGGGCCGCGGUGCCUGCCCGCCUGAAAGGCGCCGCCCGCGGGCCCGAGCGAACCUGGAGCUACCACCGCCGUGCCCGCCGCGCUUCUCGCGAAGCCUGGGCGGCCGGCGGGGCCUGGGGCCUGGACGCCGGGAACGGCUCUGCGUCGGCCGCUCCUUCCCGCUCUGGGCCCCGGGCCUGGCGGGGCCAAGCGCCGCGCCCUCCUGACCGGCCGCCGCGGGAGCCCGGCCGCGGCCCGGCCAUCCCCAAUCGCUUCCCGGGAGCGCCGCCCCUGCGGCCCGGACCCAUCUUCCUCCGUGAACCUGAAUUAUUUUUUUGGCCUCCCUUCUCCACGUUGAGAUUACGGUGCUGGAAGGCCGACCCCGCCACUUCGGUCAGUGCUCCCCGCCGGAGGAAACGUCCCUCGUUUUGUUCUUCCCGGCGGGCUCUCCUUGCACCUCUCUUAUUUGGGUUUUUAACUGAUGGAUUUUUUUUAGUUUUUCCCUUUAUUUUUCUCUCCUUGAGUGGAAGGCCCCGCAGGGGGGCUACGAGGCUCCCCGCCCCUGCCCCCCCUGGUCUUCCCCGCACCCCCGCACGAAUACCCAAUCCACCUGCCUCCUCCGGGCUGGGCAGUGACGGCGGCCAGGGCCGGACCACACGCCGAGCUAGUGCCCUCGCCCAGGCUGGCGUAAAUACACGCUCCCCCUGCCCUCCUCUUUUUCGUAUUCUGAGCUCUGGAAAGAGAGAAGACGCAGGGGAAGAUGUGGCUGAAGCUUUUUUUCUUGCUUCUCUAUUUUCUGGUCCUCUUCGUCCUGGCCAGGUUUUUUGAGGCCAUUGUGUGGUAUGAAACUGGCAUCUUUGCCACCCAGCUGGUGGAUCCGGUGGCCCUGAGCUUCAAGAAGCUGAAGACCAUUCUGGAGUGCCGGGGGCUGGGAUAUUCUGGGCUGCCCGAGAAGAAGGAUGUCCGGGAGCUGGUGGAAAAGUCGGGUGACUUGAUGGAAGGUGAGCUCUAUUCUGCACUCAAGGAAGAGGAAGCAUCUGAAUCAGUUUCUAGUACCAAUUUCAGUGGUGAAAUGCACUUCUAUGAACUUGUAGAAGACACAAAAGAUGGCAUCUGGCUGGUUCAGGUCAAUGAAUGGUCCUUGAAGAUAAGAAAGGAAAUGAGAGUUGUUGACAGGCAAAUAAGAGAUAUCCAGAGAGAAGAAGAAAAAGUGAAACGAUCUGUGAAAGAUGCUGCCAAGAAGGGUCAGAAGGAUGUCUGUGUGGUCCUGGCCAAGGAGAUGAUCAGGUCAAGGAAGGCCGUGAGCAAGCUGUAUGCAUCCAAAGCUCACAUGAACUCCGUGCUCAUGGGGAUGAAGAACCAGCUGGCGGUUUUGCGUGUGGCUGGUUCCCUGCAGAAGAGCACAGAAGUGAUGAAGGCCAUGCAGAGUCUUGUGAAGAUCCCAGAAAUCCAGGCCACGAUGCGGGAGCUCUCCAAAGAGAUGAUGAAGGCUGGGAUCAUAGAAGAGAUGUUAGAGGACACUUUUGAAAGCAUGGACGAUCAGGAAGAAAUGGAAGAAGCAGCAGAAAUGGAAAUUGACAAAAUUCUGUUUGAAAUUACAGCAGGGGCCUUGGGCAAAGCACCCAGUAAAGUGACCGACGCCCUUCCGGAGCCUGAACCUCCAGGGGCGAUGGCCGCAUCAGAAGAGGAGGAGGAGGAAGAGGAGGCUCUGGAGGCCAUGCAGUCCCGGCUGGCCACGCUCCGCAGCUAGGGGGCCACCCAGCUGGGCCCUUGGGCCCUUUUCACGGCGCACCCACCGGGUAUGCACACACUCCUCUGAAGCAGCUGCUAUUUAUGUGUCUCUUGCACUACACCUCUGGGUAUGAGGCACUGCAUUGUAGAGAGUGCUCUGCUAGUAUCUCUAUACUCUCUGCAGAAGUUUUGGGAUCUCAACAUGAUUAUUCUUAAGAGGUGGUAUAAUAAAUGCAUUAUUUUCAGGAGUAUAAACAAGUGUCUUUUUGGGGGAAGGGCAAAGUAAUCUAUCUGUCUUCUCACAAAGCCUUUCUGAGAAUAGCUUUGAUUGCCUGAAUGUUGAGGACUGUACAUUUGUGUGUGUGUGUGUGUGUGUGUGUGUGUAUAUAAAACACUGUAUAAAUGGAUUUUAAUAAAUGUUUGCUUUAACAUUUGGUCUCAUUGUAGAUUGUCACAUGCAGGAACUUUCAAGGUGCUUGCUGUUCCAAAUUAUUUCAUAUGUUGGCCUUGGGAAGAGAGGAGGUGCUAUAGCCAGGCAUGGGACUUAUAGGCUCCCCAAAGGCUGUGGGCGCUGCUCCCUAGCCUUCACAGACAUGGUGUAGGAACGACUCUUUUGCUCUUGGUCAUCUGUUUAACCAACAGGUGUUUGGAAAUCUUACAUUGUUGGCUGGAUGGCUGUAUUAUGUCCUGAGCUAUGUGUGCAUAGCUGUCCUUCCUAUGCCCAAAGCAGACAGCUGUCAGAUAGGGCUCUUCCACCCUCUGAGAACCUUUACCUGCUUUGAGCUGGUUCUCUUGGAUGCAUGGGAUAGAGGCCCAUACAUCAGUGCUUCAGCAAAGCCAGGAACCAACCAGUGAGAACUGUGUGGUCAUGCAUUAUAAACAACUCUCACGCAUCUGACACAUUCUUAUACUACAUGUAUAAAUAAUUCAGCAGUAGCAAUUUAUAUUUGGGUGUAUUUGACAAUUUAUAAAGGUCUUUGACAUAUGUGAUCUCAAGUGUUCUCAAAACAGCUCAGCUAGCUAAAGUGACAUGUCCUAAUGAGUCAGGAAGUGGCAGAGCUAGAGUUUAACCCAGAUCCUUCUGGUCUAAGUCCUGUAUGCACUAAUUAAUCAGGCAGGAAACAGCCCAACCGCUCUCUCACAGGUUGGUUUCUGUAGAGAAAUUCUGAUGUCUCAGAUGUUGCUGCAAUGAUUUCCUUCCACUCUAAUCAUGCCAAAUGGCAAUCUUGAAUCCAGAGGAAUAGCCUGUUACUACUGAAUUCAUCUUAAGGAGAUAGUUUUUAAGUAAACACGAUUUUUUACAGCAGUUUUAGGUUCACAUAACAGCUGAGCAGAAAAUACCAAAAAAUACCUCUUAGUUUGGCAAAUGUAGUCUCCCCAACUUGUGUUGACACCCCAUACCGCAGAAAUACAUUUGUCACUGGAAUCAUACAAUAUGUAGCACUGAAACACUGGCUUCUUUCACUUAAUAACAUGCAUGUAAGUUUCCUCCAGGUCUUUUAUGACUUAAUAGUUCAUUUCUCUUUAGUGCUGAAUAAUAUUCCACUGUCUGGAUGUACCAUUGUUUAUUCACCUCCUGAAAGACACCUUUGUUGCACCCAAGUUUUGGCAAUUAUGAAUAAAGCUGUAAAUGUGUGCAGGUCUUUCUCAAGUUUUUUGGGUAACAACCAAGGACACAAUUACUGGAUUGUAAGAGUAUGUUGUCUAGUUUUGUAAGAAACUGCCAUACUCUUCCAAAAUGGCUCUACCAUUUUGCAUUCCCAGAAAAUAAAGUAUGAGAAUUCCUACUGCUUCAUUUUCACUA
Manis javanica (Malayan pangolin) is the source of this 3725-nucleotide messenger RNA. Its product is annotated as charged multivesicular body protein 3. The record is from RefSeq and is a predicted model, not a curated record. Gene Ontology annotation, cellular component: endoplasmic reticulum. Lineage: Eukaryota; Metazoa; Chordata; Mammalia; Pholidota; Manidae. Gene Ontology annotation, biological process: protein ubiquitination; ERAD pathway; vacuolar transport. Gene Ontology annotation, molecular function: ubiquitin-protein transferase activity.